Leptosomus discolor (cuckoo roller) is the source of this 2808-nucleotide messenger RNA. It is a transcript of the gene LRRTM1, whose product is annotated as leucine rich repeat transmembrane neuronal 1. Gene Ontology annotation, molecular function: protein binding. The record is from RefSeq and is a predicted model, not a curated record. Lineage: Eukaryota; Metazoa; Chordata; Aves; Leptosomiformes; Leptosomidae.
UGCAGGCGUACAAUCCUGAGCAGCUUACGACACUCAGUGAACACUAGGUGCCUCUGCAUGCUCUAGCAACACACUGCUCAGCUGAAGGGAAGGGAUUCUUGCUGUCUCUCUCUGCUCUAAGCAUCACCUAACAAGCAAAGCGAACAAAGAAUGGGAAAUAAAGCUACCCUUAGCCGGUCAGUGAAUGAAUGGUAAUCUCUCUCUGGAAUAAAGGUUGUGGCGGUCAAUGGUCGUUGCAAAUGAUGGACAUUAAACAGAUUGACAAAUCCUGUGGAGUCGUUAGUAAAGAGUUUGGAGUUUUUUUCACGCCACAGUGUUAACUGCAGAGGAAAGGACAGAGGGAGAAGGAGAAGAUCAAGCUCAUGUACAUAGUUCUGAAACUUGCAGGUCCUAGAAGUCAGCUAAAAAGCUAGCUGGACAAGCCUUUCGCUCUUUGAGCAGAAGCGAAGUGAGACAUUGUGAGCUUGCCAGCCUUGCACAAAAUUGAAAGGGACUGAAUUUGUAGCACAGAGGGGUCUUUUUUAGCUCUGCAUAUAAUUAGUCCAAACACAAAAGAAGCAACUGAAUGGAGGUUGUCACUCUCUGGAAAAGGGUGGGUAAGACACUUUUUAAUUAAAUUCUUUCAUGAAGAAAGAUUUUUUUUUUUUCUUUGCUGCAGCAUUUAACAUGAACAAAAUCACUAUCAUUUUACCUUUGAAUGUUUGUGAACUUUAAUGCUGCACAGCUCCUGCAUGCUGUAAAGUGAAAUAUUUGCCUCUGUGUUUGUUCUGUUUGCUGUUUUGCUUUGGUUUUCUGGCUUUGUUUUGUUGUUUUUUUGUUGGUUUUUUUUUUUCCCUUAAAUAAAAUAUGAUGUAGAAUUUGGAAAGAUUCAAUGGACAUUCUCAAGCAUAUUUGGAAAUAUUCUUGCUAAUGGAUUUCCUUCUUAUUGGGCUCUGUUUAAACUGGCUGCUGAGGAAGCCCCCGGGGUUGAUAUUGUGUACGCUGGGUAUCUUUUCUAAAAUGCUUCCAGCCGUGAAUAGUGGGUGUCCACAGCUAUGUCGGUGCGAGGGCAGGCUUUUGUACUGUGAAUCACUGAAUCUUACAGAGAUGCCUCGCAACCUGUCGGGCAUGAUGGGCUUGUCUCUGCGGUACAACAGCCUUUCAGAGCUGCAUGAUGGACAGUUCACAGGGUUAAUGCAGCUCACGUGGCUCUAUCUGGAUCACAAUCACAUUUGCUCAGUGGAGGGGAAUGCCUUUCAAAAAUUGCGGCGAGUUAAAGAGCUCACCCUGAGUUCCAACAAAAUAACCCAACUGCCCAACACCACUUUCCGACCCAUGCCAAACUUGCGCAGUGUGGAUUUAUCAUACAACAACCUACAGUCUUUGGAGCCUGACCUGUUUCACGGGCUGAGAAAACUAACAACUUUGCACAUGCGGUCGAACGCCAUCAAGUUCGUGCCAGUGAGAAUUUUUCAGGACUGUCGCAGCCUGAAGUUUCUAGACAUAGGAUACAAUCAGUUAAAGAGCCUGGCUCGAAACUCUUUUGCAGGCUUGUUCAAACUCACUGAGCUGCACCUCGAGCACAAUGACUUGGUGAAGGUGAAUUUAGCCCAUUUUCCCAGGCUCAUCUCCCUGCACUCCCUCUGCUUGCGAAGGAAUAAAGUUACCAUCGUAGUAAACACUUUGGACUGGAUAUGGCAACUUGAAAAAAUGGACCUCUCCGGCAACGAAAUCGAAUACAUCGAACCUCACGUUUUCGAGAGUGUACCUCACCUCAAAUCCCUGCAGCUGGACUCCAACCGGCUGACCUACAUCGACUCCCGAGUCCUCGACUCCUGGAAGUCCCUCACGAGCAUCAGCCUCUCCGCCAACGCCUGGGAUUGCAGCCGUAACGUUUGCGCCCUGGCCUCCUGGCUGAGCAACUUCAAGGGUCGCUACGACAGCAACCUGCUCUGUGCCACCCCUGAGUACGCCCAGGGCGAGGAUGUUUUGGACGCGGUGUACGCUUUUCACUUGUGUGAAGACGCGGCGGACCCAACGAGCGUUAACACCCCCUCCCCGGUAACAAACAACAGCGACCAAACGCUCAGCUAUGGCUCUGCCACCGCCACGUACGACGUGGAGGACGGCGAAGGUGACCCAACGACAUACGCCAUAACCGUGACCAUGCCCGGCGAGAACUCGGAGAACGCCGUUCAGAUUCACAAGGUGGUGACGGGGACCAUGGCGCUGAUUUUUUCUUUCCUCAUCGUGGUUUUAGUGUUGUACGUCUCCUGGAAGUGCUUUCCAGCCAGCUUAAGGCAACUAAGACAGUGCUUUGUAACACAGCGCAGAAAGCAGAAGCAGAAACAGACCAUGCAUCAAAUGGCUGCCAUGUCAGCCCAGGAGUAUUAUGUUGAUUACAAACCCAACCACAUUGAGGGAGCCCUGGUCAUCAUUAAUGAGUAUGGAUCUUGUUCCUGUCACCAGCAGCCAGCGAGGGAAUGCGAGGUGUGAUUUUCCUUGGGGAUUUAAACAGUGUGCAACCAAAUAACAGCGUGCAGGCAGACAGUGGCACGGGGUGGGGGGGGGUUGCUGUGCUUUGCUGGUGAUUUCUGACGCGCUCCUCUGCCGAAAUUGUUAAGAGGGGCUGUCCAAAAGACUUGAUAUUUUAGCUUUAUGGUGUCUUAAAAACCUUCAGGACAGUCAAAUCUUAAGAUUUCAUAUGCUAAUACUCCCUUUGAAGAUCUGUCAAUAUUCAGGAAUCUGAGAGUGUAAAAAGGUACCAAUUAUUGAUCUUUUGUAAACUAAGAAAACUGUUUAAAAUAAAAAAAAAUAGCAUUUACAGUU